Molecule: messenger RNA, 916 nt
Organism: Amblyraja radiata (thorny skate)
Lineage: Eukaryota; Metazoa; Chordata; Chondrichthyes; Rajiformes; Rajidae
Product: secreted phosphoprotein 24-like
Exons: 8
Coding region: 77-670 (197 amino acids)
Biological process (GO): bone remodeling
Cellular component (GO): extracellular region
Source: RefSeq, a predicted model, not a curated record
AGGUGAAGGCAGAUCGAGAGAGAGAAGCAGCAACUUUACUCUGAGAACCCAGCUAGCUGAUCCCACACGAGGCAGAAUGAAAUCCUUCCUCCUCGCCAUCGCUGCCGUGCAGUUCCUCCAUUGCUCAGGAGUGCCAAGGACGAAGCAUGCUCUGAGAGCCUCCGUUGUAAAACUGAAUGAAAUCACCGAGAUCACCAACCUGUGCGGCGUCACCAGGAGACGUGCAAAGAAUACUUAUAGCACUGGCAAGAUGUCAUACAAGGUGGAUUUGACAUUCACUGUGAAAGAAACCGUCUGUUCCAAGAAUUCCACGCUGGAAUUUGAUGAUCCCAGCUGUCAUUUCCGCCCCAAGAAGAUUGCGGAGAAAGGGUUUUGCAAAAGCCGUGUUGAGUAUUUUGCUGGUAACAUCACUGACAUUGAUGUGGAGUGCAAAGGUCUGAAGGCCAUUGACAGUGGCAGUAACUCAGUGGAAUCAAGUGAAAGCAGCUUUGAGAUGCAAAAGAAAGCAAACAAAACCUCAGUCGAGAAGAAGGCAAAUGCCAAGAAGGAGGCACCAAAAGCAUCACUCGAGAAGCCUUUGAAUAUCGAAAUCAAGCCAACAGUAUUACCGAAGGAACAAUCCAAGAAGCUUUCCAACGAACAGAAAAAGGGAUCAAGAGGGAAACACUAACCACAAAUGAAAUUCCUAAGAGCCUGAACUCGGUGUAAACACAAGAAGACCUCAUUCAGAAUAAACAAGACACUGUCACCUCAACACAGACAGGGUCUCGUUGUACUGAACAAGCCCAGGGACAUUUAUUCCUAACAGUACAUUUCACUAUAACUGGGAUAUUCGAUUGUUUUGUAAAUGUUCUGUCCUUUGCUAUAUAUUAUUGUCUUUCAUUUUGUGGAUUAAAUUAAAAGUGUAAAGAGAUUA